Molecule: messenger RNA, 1925 nt
Organism: Morone saxatilis (striped sea-bass)
Lineage: Eukaryota; Metazoa; Chordata; Actinopteri; Moronidae
Product: four and a half LIM domains protein 1-like
Exons: 6
Coding region: 158-997 (279 amino acids)
Biological process (GO): muscle organ development
Molecular function (GO): transmembrane transporter binding
Source: RefSeq, a predicted model, not a curated record
GCUGCUGAAGGUUUCUAGUUUUGUCAGCUGCUCGGUUCUGAAAGACAUCUCAGUUACUGAAUGGAGAGCUGAGGGAGGGAAAGGAGGGAACAGAAGAUGAGUGCGGAAACAGAAGGAGUGCGUAGAGAGAAACAGAACAGUCAAAGCGAGAGCGACGAUGGCAGAGAGCUCGCACUGUUUCUACUGUCGGGAGGACCUCGGGGGAAAGAGAUUCGUCCGCAACGAAGGCAAGCCGGUGUGCGUCCGCUGCCACACCAAGUUCUGCGCCAACUCCUGUGCCGAGUGCCACCGACCCAUCCCUGUGGAAUCAAAGGAGCUCAGCCAUAAGGGCCGGUACUGGCAUGAAGAGUGUUUCCGUUGUUCAAAGUGUUACAAGCCUCUGGCCAAGCAGCCCUUCAGCACCAAGGACGACCGCAUCAUGUGCGGAAAAUGCUGCUCCAGAGAGGAUGCGCCACGCUGUCAUGGCUGCUACAAACCAAUACUGGCUGGCACAGAGAGUGUUGAGUACAAAGGGAACUCGUGGCACGAUGAGUGUUUCACCUGUUGCAGCUGUAAACGGCCACUAGCAUCAGAGAGUUUCCUCUCCAAAGGAAACGAUUCUUACUGCAACCCCUGCUAUGACAGAAAGUUUGCCAAACACUGCGUCAGCUGCAAAAAGCCUAUAACCUCUGGAGGAGUGAACUACCAAGCUCAGCCGUGGCACAGCCACUGUUUUGUGUGCAGCUCCUGCUCAAAGCCUCUGGCAGGGUCGAGUUUCACCAACCACCAGGAUCAGGUCUUCUGUGUCGACUGCUACAAGAGCUCUGUGGCAAAGAAAUGCAGCGGCUGCCAAAACCCCAUCACAGGUUUUGGUAAAGGAGUGAACGUGGUGAACUACGAGGGCAGCUCCUGGCAUGAAUACUGCUUCAACUGUAAGAAAUGCUCCCUCAGUCUGACCAACAAGCGUUUCGUAGCCAAGGGGAACGACAUCCUCUGCGCCGACUGUGGCAACAAGUAGAGAUGGGGAACCUGAUCAGCGGUUUAUAUAGUCAUCAUGUUUUUCUUUUUCUUUUUACUUAAAGGCCAGAGUCUCCAUUUCAAUUAUCUGUUUGAUAUUUGUUGAGUUUUUGGGAAAUUACCCACAACGUGAUGAAACAUUGGGACCAAAAUGUAAUGUGUGUCCACUGUUGUUUGCUCUGAUGCUGUAUGCUAACACUAACAUACACUGUGCUGACUGAUGGUAAUCACUAGCUUAGUACUAAAAGUUAGAAACCACCUUAUUAUUAUGUUAUUAGUAUUAUACUAAAACACUUGUAAAGACGGUGUAACAUUGUGUUUUGAACAUUAAUGAAUGCAUUACUUGCCUGAAAUACUAAAAGUCGAUCAAUACUGAGGUAACAAGGCUGUGUAUGAUUCCACAGGUCAUGUAAAACAUUUUCAUUUUGAAGAGGUCCCGUUUUGUUAUGGACAACAAUGCAAAGAGAUUCUUUAUGAGCUGAUGGUUGAGAGUCAUCACUUUCAUUCAACACGAUGUAUGCUAAAGUGUUAGCAUAAAGCUAGAGGGCGCCAUGUAUUUUUUUAAAGUUGAGAAAUCAAUGCUUGUAUGUUGCAUGUUAGGUGAAAUUUUAAAUAAAUACAUGAAUUAGGAUUGUUUUAAAUGUUUUGUUAGCACAAAAAUAAGUGCUUAUGUUAGUGGCAUUUAUGUUUUUAAAAGGUGACAUGACCAAAACGUGUCUGUUUUUUUAAUAACCAAAAUGAUAUCUAUAUUUGUAAUUGCUUGUUGCCAAAGGAUUACUAUGCUUAUUGUAUGUUUUAAGUAAAUAAACUUUUAUGCACUUUUCUUAACCAUUUUCCCUUCAAUGAAAGAGGGAAUUUAAACAUCAAAAUUGAAAUAUAUGCUUAAGUGUAUGCCUUGAUUGCUAAAAUUAAAUAAACUUUAUAUAAAA